Messenger RNA from Scatophagus argus, 1896 nucleotides. RefSeq names its product F-box protein 16 (gene fbxo16). Lineage: Eukaryota; Metazoa; Chordata; Actinopteri; Scatophagidae. The transcript has 9 exons. The record is from RefSeq and is a predicted model, not a curated record. Gene Ontology annotation, molecular function: protein binding. The coding region runs from base 454 to 1614 and encodes 386 amino acids.
AAUAAGUUAUCAACAAUUCAUAAGAAACAAUAUUUUAUAAAAUAUUCUAAAUUUUCUCAGAACAUGUUCUGAAGUAUACGUGCAGGAAACUGAAUUUUUCGUCACAUCAGUGCAGCAGUAGCAGAUGGUCUUUGAAACAGUUACAAUGUCAGGCCUUCUGCACGGCAUUUGUCAUCAUUAGAGCCACUGACGUCUGCUCACUGCACACACUCGACUGUGGUUUGCUUUGCAGCACCCCCUCUGUGUGUGACAGGCUGCGACAUUCAGUCCAUGUAAGGAGAGUACACUCGCUGUCGCUAUGGAAACAAGUAAACCGUGCACAGGGAAAUGAGAAGAAGAAGAAGAAGAAGAAGAGUUGGGUGUACAGACACAAAGGCCAUAAGGAGUUUGCAUGUAGAGCUACAGUGUGUUUAGGAGCUGGAUUUAUUUCCUCCUGCCAGAAGAGGAAAACUGAUGAUGCCACUUGCACCGAGGUCACCUGCAAGCUGUGCUAAGAUGCAGACCACACUGAGUGCUUGGACUCCUCUGAACCACCCACUGUCCAACAGCAAGGUGUUUGAGGAGAGGCGGAUCCUUCUGGCAAAGUGGUUUGACAGGUGGACCGACAGCCAGAGGAGGACGGUGCUGCAGGACUUGGUGCUGAGCUGCUCGUCCCAGCAGCUGAUGUUCCUGAGCUGCGGCGUGAGCAGACGGCUCCCCCUGCAGGCCGCAGACUUCACCUGCCUGCUGCCCAGAGCCCUCUGCCUUUACCUCUUCUCCUUCCUGGAUCCACGCAGCCUCUGUCGAUGUGCACAGGUGAGCUGGCACUGGAAGAGCAUAGUGGAACUGGACCAGCUGUGGAUGCCAAAAUGUCUGAGGUUUGGCUGGUGCAUCAGCUCGUCCCCAACACCCUUUGAGCAGGGCAUCUGGAAGAGACACUACAUCCAGACUGUGCAGGAGCUGCGACUCACCUCGGUGCAGGUCUGGAGGUCACAUCCAUCCGCCUCGUCCCAGCAGCAGCUCGUGGUUCCAAAUGCAUCAGCCAUCAGCAGCAGACAUGAAGAUGUGUCAGAAGUGGCCUUCGGGGAGCGUCGUCCAGCAUCCAGCACCCUGCCACUUGGAAUAAUCUCCAGGAAGAAGCAGCAGACUGCACCGCAACCAUGGAGAGCUUCAGACAGAAGUCCUAAAGACACGUUACGCUUCAACUACUUGGACAACCUGGAGCCCACUGAAGAGGCCCUAAAAGGGAAGAUGAAGAUCCGAGCCUCCACCUGCUGCAGUGACUCGUGGAAACCAGACGACGGCAGCGGGAAAACGCUGUCUGAGGCGCGUUACAAGCUGCGCAAAGCCAAAUCGCUGAUGCUCCUCAGCUCUAACUGCAGACCCCAACGUCAUCCUCCUCCUGCUGCUCAUCAUCACCAAGAGGCACAAAUUCAUGACCACCACGUCACCAUGGAGACUGCUAACAGCGUGCUGCGCGUGGCCAAGUGGAACGCCGGGGUCCGUCCGGGGCCGGUGAAGUCGCCGGUUCCCCAGCUGAGUGUGGAAGCGCUCAGGGCGUCCCGGCGCUCACACCGGAGCGCUCCCAGUACACCACUGUUUGACACCUGGACUGUGCCUGCUUCACAUGGGUGAGAUGUGGAGUGAAGCACAUGGCCCACAUGAGGAAGCCAGCAGAACCCUUUAUACUGUAUUUUGCAUGUUAUUGUGCAGACAUGGCAACGGAUUGAGAUAAGAAGAAGAAACAACAAUCAUGAUGAAAAUUUUAGACAUAAAAAGUCCCAGGAAGGAUAAAAUGACCACAGAAAUAUAUUUUCUUAGGAGACAGUAUUUUGCAUGUUCUAUUAGUAUGAGUGCAUAUUUAAUAUUUUAGUCGUUCUGGUCAAUAAAGAUAUCCAACAUUUAAAAAUAAUAGUG